Molecule: messenger RNA, 1326 nt
Organism: Dentiscutata erythropus
Lineage: Eukaryota; Fungi; Glomeromycota; Glomeromycetes; Diversisporales; Gigasporaceae
Source: the annotation of a GenBank genome assembly
AUGCCGCUUAGUGAAAUCGGGUGUAAUUAUUUAGAAUUGGCAGAAUUUAGAGCAAAAAGGCAUCAGCAAUUGGAAUCUAAGUCAAAUGCAACUGAUAUUCUUGCACAAUCAUUAUAUUGGCUUGGUUUAGAUGAAGAAAGUACUGUAGCACAACAAAAACGAAAUCAGUUACCUGAUCACUCACAAUUAGAAGAAAUUCUUACAAGGUGGUUUGACCUUGCAUUAGAAAACCAUUUAACAAUUACAGGAUUAAUUUUACAAGAAAAGGCCAAACAGAUAGCAGCAGCUUUAAAUAUUCAAAAUUUUGCUGCAUCUGAUGUUUAUACAUCACAUUGUGGUGAAGCCACUAGUGCUCCAAUUGAAAGAUUAUCUGAAUUUUGUCUAUCUUUACAAAAUGAAACAUCAAAUUAUAAUCCAAUAGAUAUCUAUAAUUGUGAUAAAACAGCACUUUAUUGGUUUUUAGAGCCUUCAAAAUUACUUACUUAUGGCCAUAUUUCAGGAAUUAAAAAACCAAAAAAUCAUAUUACUGUAAUGUUAACAUGCAAUACAGUUGGUGAUAAAUUAUUACCACUUUUUAUUCAUAAAUUUGAGAAUCCGCAUGCAAUAAGAGGAAUAAAAAAAUCAUUAUUGCCUGUUCAAUAUUAUUGGAACAAAAAAGCAUGGAUGCAAACUUCAAUUUUUCAAAAUUGGUUAUCUGAUCUAGAUCAACGUAUGCGCUAUGCUCAUCGAAAGAUUUUUUUACUUUUAGAUAAUUGCUUAGCACAUUCUAUUAAAGGUUUAAACUUACGUAAUGUUAAAGUAGUUUUUUUGCCAGAACGUACUACUACAUGGUUACAACCAUGCGAUGCUGAUCCUGUAACAAUUUAUGAUGCGAUUCAAUUUGUUGCACAAGCUUGGAAUAAAGUUUUCAAAGAUACAAUUAUCCAUUCUUGGCAUAAAACAGGUAUUCUUCCUUCUAUGGAAACUAAUGAAGAUGCAAAUUUAGAAACUAUUGAUCUUACUAAUGAAGAAGAAAUUGAGUUAGAAAAUCUUAUUUCAUGGUUCCAAAUUUCAAAAAAUUCCAAAAAUUCUGAAGACUUAAAUAUUUCUUUAUAUGAAUUUAUUGAGAUUGAUAAUAAUUAUGCAAUAGGUGAAAUGCCUACAAUUGAAGACAUUAUAGCGGAAAUACAAGAAAAUGAGUAUGAAGAAGAAUCAGAACAGCAAAUUAAACCUGUUAUGGCAAUUCAAGCUAUUACAGGAUUGGAUUCAGUAUUAGGCUAUAUUGAACAAUCUGAACCAAGUAUUGAAAUCGAUAUUAAAGUUUUUGCUAUAUAUGAAAAGAGCUAG